ACAACAUGACUUUUGCUCUGAUCAAGCCUGAUGCGUUUCACAAAAAGCAAGAAAUCAUCCAACUCGUCAAAUCGUCAGGCUUCUCCAUCAAGCAGGAGCGUGAGCUGGUACUUUCACACGACCAAGCUCAGACGCUAUUCAAGGGCGAGUCUCAGGACAGCCUGCGUUGGCUGACAAGAGAAAGGGGCUGAAAUCUAACCUUUUUGAAUCACGAACAAAAGUGCACCUGUGUAUGCGAUGGUCUUGCAAAAGGACUCUGGUGAUACCGUCCAAGCAUGGCACAAGUUGAUGGGUCCUGAUGAUGUCAAGAAAGCCAAGGCAUCCGACCCGAAAAGCAUUCGGGCGCUGUAUGGCAGCGAUACCCAACCUUCUUUCCACAAUGCUGCACAUGGAAGUGAUUCCGUAGCACAAGCUGAACAGGCGAUUCACCUAGUCUUUGUCACACAAAAGAACAAUGGCACCGAUGAUGUCCCUAGGAACGGAACCGCUGCUCCGAAGUCAGACGAGAAGAGCAACAAGUCGCAAAAUGGCGGCAGUAGCCAGACAGCACCUCUUGCUGCUGUGGAAGCCGCCGUCGCAAACAAACCUGACUCUGGCAAAAAAGAAGAGGCCGAUAAUAAAUCAGCAGAUCCUGUCAAGAAAGACGAACCAGAGGCAGCAAAGGCGCCGGAAGCCAAGGCACAAGCUGCACCUCCAAACGAUGGAAAGAAAGACGACGCUAAGCCUGCAGCUGCCCCUGCUCCUGCUAUCCCAGCAACGACCGACUCCAAGGCUGCCGAUACUGCUGCGACUAUCAAAAAAGAUGAGAAAAAGACGGAGCCGUCGUCGACAGCAGAAAGCAACAAGAAGGAUACUCCAACAACAACAGCGCCCGCAGUAGAAUCACCAGUCAAAAAGGAAGAUAGCAACAAGUCUGCUACCGAUGUCAAGACUCUAGCAGCAGACACCAAGAAGGAUGAUAACGACAAGUCAGCAGCAGCAGCAGCAGUAGUUGACACAAAGAAAGAUGAAAAGCCUGUUGCCGUCGAAACAAAACUACCGGCAGUUGAUGCAAAGAAAAACGGUACAGCUGAGGCCAAGAAGGACGAAAAACCUGUAGAGGAUGCCAAACCAGCAGCUAUCGAUGCGAAGAAGGCCCAAACAAAGGAUACGCCAGCAGUCGACGCAAAGAAAGAUGCCAAACCAUCCGUCGACAUGAAGAAAGACGACAAGCCAGCUACAGACGCCAAGUCGGCCGUCGAUGCAAAGAAGGACGAUAAGCCAAUUACAGAUGUUAAGCCUGCAGUUGAUGCAAAGAAAGAUGACAAGGCGCCAGUCGAGGCUAAACCGGUAACCGAGUUCAAGAAGGGCGACAAACCUGCGAGCGAAAUUAAGUUGGGAGCUGAUACGAAGAAAGAUGGUCCAGGGGACAAACCAGCAUCUGACGUAAAGAAAGACGAUAAGCCUGCCGUAGCAGAAAUAGUGAAGAAGGAUAAAGCUAGCGAAAAGCCAACAGCCGAUGUCAAGCAAGCUGUCGAGGCAAAGCAGGAUGAAAAGAAGCCGGUGGAAAAUGCCAAGCCAGCUGCGGCAGCUACUGAGAUCAAAAAGGACGACAAGCAGUCAGUGGCUGAUGGCAGCAAGCUAGCACAAGAUGCAAAGAAGGAUGUUGUCGCUGAAAAAUCACCUGUUGCCGAAGCCAAACCAGCUGAAUCCAAAGACGGUGACAAAUCAGCAGCAGCAGCCGUUGAUACAAAGAAGAUGGCUCCUACACAGCCAGCAGCGACGGAAGUCGAAAAGGACUCGAAUGUCAAGCCAACACCUGUCGAUCCCAAAAAGAAUGAUAUCAAGACAGCAGUCGAUUCGACCAAGAUCGGGCAAGGUGCAAAGGCAGCGACACCAGAGCAAGCAGCACCAGUCAAACCAGCAGCUGAUGCACCAAAAGCAGCAGCUACGACGACGGACAACAAGAAGGAAUAUACCACGGCCGCCGCCGCCGCCACUGCUCCAGUCAAGCCAGAUGCUGCCAGCACAAGCCAAGACACCAAGUCAGCCACGUCAACACCGCCACCUUCUAAUGGUAACAACCGGCAAAUCGGCAGUGUCAAGGCAGCGCUUGCAAAGUUCAACAACGGCAACAACGUCUUUGCCGGUGAUAACAAGCCUCCAGUAAAGACACUCUCGUCAGACAAGGCUGCAUUCUGGAAAAAUAGGGACAAUAAUGCUGCUGCUGCUGAUAACAAAGCUAGCAGCAACGAGAAGCCGCCAUGGGUCAAGCGUGCUGAAGAGAUGAACAGCAAGAAGAACGAUGCAGCAGCCAGCAAGCUUCCUCCUCCUUCGACGCCUGCUACUCCUGAAAAGAAAAAGGACGAACCCGAAGUCAUGGACACCAAGAAGGCAACCGAAGACGAUACGGCAGUUGAGGAGAAGAAACAACCAGAGUCUGCUGCUACUCUUGUUGAAACACAAAAGACUGCUGACGAGAAGGUUGCUGAAGACAAGAAUAAGGCCACUGCAGAGGAAUCUAAACCAGCGGAAGACAAAAAGCCUUUGGAGGAAAAGAAGACUGCUGAACAGACGACGACGAAGAAGCACGCACUACCACCACCAUCCGAAAAGCAGAAGCCAGCGCUUGACAAGGAGAAGGUCAGGACAGGAUCUAAGCUUCCCAGUCCAAAGCAGCCAUUGUCACCCAAGGAAAAGAUUGCCAAGCAGCCAUCGCCCAAGUCCAGCGCUGUGAAGGAUGUAAGCAAGAAGGCUUCUCCCACAGCAGCCAACAAGGUUACGCCUUCCCACGUCAAGAAACCUGUUGCUGAACCGAUCAAGAAGCAGAAACCUACUACUGCUGUGGAACACCAAACACGGUCACGCGUACCCCGCGUGGCGGCACUAGGCACUACCAAGAAACAACAGCCUGCAGCAGCAGCUGUAGAAGAGGCCCCGAAACCAAAGAAAAAGGUCGCCGGAACACCCCGACGCAGUAACAUGUUGGCGCGUUUGACUGCGCCUACUGCAUCCAGCGCUCGCAAGAACGUCACCUCGGCAACAGCAACAACUGCGGACCCGCCUGCGACGACUGCAGUUGGAGCCAAGCGUGAGUCUCGAACAGCUACGAUUGCCAUCAAAACAGCUCGUUCCCGCAUUGUCAAGUCAGCAGGAGACCAGCAGCAGCAGCAGUCAGUACACCCUCAAAAGGUGAACUCCAAGGAAGUCGAUCGGCUCCAGGUGUCGAACAACAGCCACCAUGCUGCUCCUCCACCGCCGCAGCCUCAAGGAACGACGCAGAGCAACAACAUAGACAGCAGCAAGCCUGCUGUUGCUACUGCUCAGCAGCAGUAAGGGCAUAUAUCUAAUCUACCAGUCCAGGACUGUGACAAGCGAGGGGAGCGUGUUAUUAGCCAUAGACCUCCCCAGCACUCUUAUACCACCCAUUUCUCUUCUAAUCCCAUUUAUUUUUGUUGCUGGAAUAUACACA
Molecule: messenger RNA, 3451 nt
Organism: Zychaea mexicana
Lineage: Eukaryota; Fungi; Mucoromycota; Mucoromycetes; Mucorales; Lichtheimiaceae
Exons: 4
Coding region: 238-3315 (1025 amino acids)
Source: RefSeq, a predicted model, not a curated record